Aspergillus wentii DTO 134E9 is the source of this 336-nucleotide messenger RNA. RefSeq names its product FAD-dependent oxidoreductase. The record is from RefSeq and is a predicted model, not a curated record. NCBI's taxonomy places the organism in Eukaryota, Fungi, Ascomycota, Eurotiomycetes, Eurotiales, Aspergillaceae. The transcript is spliced from 2 exons. Bases 1 to 336 code for a protein of 111 amino acids.
AUGGAAUACUUUGGUACAGUUGAUCCGGCUUACUUUGACGAGAAGCUUGUCGGGGAGAAUGGGUACGCCGACUGGCCCAGUUUUCGGAUUCUUGGGGAUAAGGAACUUGCACCUCAUUGGGUGUUGAAUUCGCCUGUGUACCUGAAGUGGUUACAGGGAUGGGCGGAACAGCAGGGCGUCAAAUUCAUCCGGGCGCAGGUUGCAUCGAUAGAGAAUUCCAUCUCGAUCUACCGUGAAGCUAGACUUCGAGAGGGUGGGGAUGGCCAUGUUGACACUGUCGUCAACGCAAGUGGUUGGGGUUUCGAGGAUCCCGACUCCUUUCCACCAAGGGGAUAG